Fusarium tjaetaba is the source of this 897-nucleotide messenger RNA. RefSeq lists its product as uncharacterized. The record is from RefSeq and is a predicted model, not a curated record. NCBI's taxonomy places the organism in Eukaryota, Fungi, Ascomycota, Sordariomycetes, Hypocreales, Nectriaceae. Bases 1 to 897 code for a protein of 298 amino acids. The transcript has a single exon.
AUGAACGAUAGUGACAGAGACCACGACGAUAACAGCGAUGAGAACACCGAGUUCCUCGAGGCAGAUGCCCAGUUAGAGGCAACAUCGGUCAGCAUCGGUCUCAACAUAUCCGCAGGAAAGAACAACGAGUUCCAUACGCGCAAUGACCCAGCAGCACCCUUCCAACGAUCGACAAUUACUGAGCGGCAAGGAAUAACUCAAGUCCAGUGUUUUUCACGCGAAAUCAUCCAUGGCUACUUGUCGCAUGAUGGAAACAACGCGACCUUGCUCGUUUAUGAUCUUCAUCUCGACACAACUAAGAAAUCCCGGCGUAUCCGUGAAGCUCAAGUCAAGUUCGAGUUCAAGAGCAGCAGUCCAGGGAACGCGGCUCCUCGGGUAGCAAAAAUGGCACCCCAUGGAAGUGUCUCUUUGUUAGCAACAUCUGCCGAAGAGUCCAAAACCACCGGCUAUGGACUAUCAGCUGGAGCUAGUCAGUUCGUCAGCGUCGAGAGCUCGGCAAAAUGGGAGAAGACGGUCAGCCAAACAAGAAACGACGCUGCUAGAGUAUCUGGCGGUUUUCUCUGCAAUGACUACGGCAAGCAAGUGGGUGCUCAGUGGAUCCUUUUCGAGAACAAGUUAGUAGCUUCGGGCACACCGAGAUUUAUGCGCUUUGCGAUUCUGCUUGACAGGGAAAGUGACGAGGAGGAGGAAUUUGAGUGCAAAGUCAAUAUCGCUGCUAGCGGGGAUUGGAAAACAGAAGUGGCAGGAUUGGUUGGGUCUACGCCUCGUGAUGAUCCUAUCCUGUUUGAUCCGACUCUGCCGCCAACGAACAAGCUUCGCAAGGCUUACGAUAUUGAGAAUUUAGGAUCUUUAGACUUGGAUGAGUUUGUGGAGAUCGAGUUUGAUAAGCCUCUCUAG